This is a messenger RNA of Centruroides sculpturatus (bark scorpion), 1864 nucleotides long. RefSeq names its product glycosyltransferase-like protein gnt14. The coding region runs from base 116 to 1837 and encodes 573 amino acids. The record is from RefSeq and is a predicted model, not a curated record. Gene Ontology annotation, biological process: protein O-linked glycosylation via mannose. NCBI's taxonomy places the organism in Eukaryota, Metazoa, Arthropoda, Arachnida, Scorpiones, Buthidae. Gene Ontology annotation, molecular function: xylosyltransferase activity; glucuronosyltransferase activity. The transcript is spliced from 14 exons.
UUAGAAACCAGUUUCAGUGUGUUCGCUGUAAAGCGCUUCUCGAGUGCUGCAUAAAGAAACGCGGGGACUAGCAAAUUAAAUCGACUCCAUCUGGUGGACAGAAGUGUAAUUGAAGAUGAUAGGCUGGAGAAGAUGGAGGAAGUUAGUGAUGCAAGCCAGCACAUUUCAGAUGAUAUUAUUUGCUAUAUUACUCCAUUCGUUGAUAUCCAUAUUCAUUAUAUAUACUCAUUUGAUAUCCUACAUAACAGAUGAUGAGAAUUGGAAAAUCAAUGAAAAACAGCAAAGAAAUUUGCCUAGAGUGAUAUGGAACAGGAAAUCGGCAAUGAACCUGUUAUCAAGCGAUGUAACACCUCAGCACGAGAUCUCCCUUCAUGGGUGGUGGAUGGAUCACGCCAAAUGGGACGUCGACGUGCAAUGCUUCAAUCAGAAGUGGAGCCUCUGCUCAAAAGUGUUAAGUACCAAAUGUAAGAGCGACGGAGUGCGCGCCGUCUAUCAGUAUCUUCCAAUUCGUGAACAAAGUCUGUUACGGAUUAUAGACAUUAAUGUUCGCGCUUCCUUUGAUGAAUUAGAACCUCAGACAAGUGGAGCAACAUUUGGUGCCUUUGUUCUCAUAAAAUUAUCGGAUGAAAGUUCUGAUGUAGUCAGGAUUCAAUUCUUGCCCAAUAUAAAACCGCAAACUCUACACAGUGCAAAUUACAAAACUCCAGAAAACAAAACCAUUGCAAGCAUCACCGUCAUGCUAACAUGUUAUGGCUUCUCGGGUACUGUCCACUUUACGGAUGUCAGCAUUCUUCCUCAACACGAAACUCAUCAGAAGUUAUGGAAUUCCGCCGAGCAGCUUAUACAGAAAUGCCCUCAUCGAGUUUCUUCUAGAAAACUGCAGAAUUGGGUUUUUAAGGAAGAAUCGUUAUGGAAAGCUAAUAAACAAGACAUCAAAACUAACGACGUGACGGAUUUAGUGACUCUGGUGACUCAAAUUUCCAUGGACAGAAUAUCUAUUCUGGAAAGAAGUCUCACUCAGUGGAAUGGUCCGAUUUCGCUAGUCGUGUACAUUCCUUUGAAAGGAACCACUAAAGAAGACGUCGAAUGGCAAAGACUUUACAUCCAGAAAAAGCUAAAGAGUUUGAACUUGGGAACAAAAUGCUCUGUAACACUGGUCUAUGGUCAAAGCAAUGACGGAGACUACCCCAUCAAUCUGCUGAGAAACAUUGCUAUAAAACAAACAGAAACUAAAUUUCUCCUCCUGCUCGAUGCGGACUUCCAACCCUCCCCGAAUUUCCAACAGCACUUUGCAUCGGUGAUUAAACACCUGCGCACGAAUCCGAAGACUGCUUUUGUAGUGCCUGCCUUCGAAUAUAUUGAACUACCUCAGAAACGAGACAAUGUUCCACAAACAAAAGAAGAAUUACUUCAGCUGCUUCACAGAGAAGAUCCCUUUAUACUUCCUUUUAGAUUAUCCGAGUCGGCAGAAUCUCACCGACUCACAGACUACUGGAAGUGGUACAGGGCGGAUAGAAUUUAUCAAGUGCAUGGCUACAGUGAUAAAUACGAACCGUAUCUAGUUGUGCAAAAUUCUGCUCACUUACCUCUGUACGACGAGCGUUUCACCGGUUAUGGUAUGAAUAAAGUGACACACUGUACAGAACUAUUUGCAUCUGGGUUUGUGUUUUAUGUUCUUUCCGAUGCAUGGGUGAUUCAUCUUCCUCACAAAGCAUCUUCAUAUUCAUUAGAAUUUCUUCAGAAUCCAUAUCAGCGACUGAGAAAUCGUAUGGAGCGGUUUGAAUUUAUAGCAACCAUCAUGAGGAAGCACAGACUAGGAAAAUGUAAACUUAAAUAAGAAAAUAAAAUGUUUUAAUUACUAAAA